AUGGCUGUGCCUGCAGAUGUCCAAGAGGAAAUCAAAGAGCUCCUCGACCCAGCCAACACUACUGGUGUUCAUGUGAAGCUGGAGAAGAUCCUGCUUUCUUUGGAGAAGGUGGGCUUGGCAUACAAAGCCAUGAUUUCUCCAAGAGAGAUCAUGUGUCACCCUGAGAACAGAGGGACUUCCAUGUGCAACGCACACAAUGUGCAUUUGAAGGGCACUCAGGUGCUGCAAAGUGGCUUGAAGAAAGACUUGUUACCACCCAAUUCUUUGGGGAUUGAGCUUGCAGUUGGACCUGAUGAGAGGUCAAAGCAAUUGAGAGCCAAUCAGCAGAUGAUUGGCCAAAGCAAAGGGAUGCUUGCACCUCUCCAAGGUGGGGAGAGGUUCUUGAGUUUAGCUAGCUCCCACUUCAACCAGUUUUGCAGGGCCCUUGACCAUGGGUGCACCAAGGCAGAUGGAACACAGCUCCACAUGACACCAGAGAUCAAGGCAUUGGUGGAAUCUGGCUGGCAGUGGACAAUGUUGAAAGCAGAGGCAGCUGUGAUGUUUCCAGACUUGCCUGCUUUUUGCUCCAUGAGCAUGAAUGCACACAACAGCAACACCAUCUUGACCAAUGAGCUGGAGGCAAUGAUGGAACUUGCUGCCCUACACAGAAGUGGCAUGAGGAUGCAAGAUGCAGUUCAAGCUGUUUGCCAAAGCAGCCCUUCUUGCAAAGCAUACAUAGAUGACUGUGCACAGUUCAUGCGCCUCUACUCAGGAGGGGACACCUUCCCAAUGCUGCUCUGGUUGGACGGGUUCUGUGACUUGGCUUGCAAAGCUUCUGGCCAUUCCCUUUUGGUUGGUGAGGAAAACACCAACUUGCUUGCCCACUACAAUUUCAGGUUGCCUGGAUGCCAGCUCAACUUCCUUCGCAUUGCCUUAUUGGCAACAAUUCUCAGCUCAAAGCGCCACCAGGAUGGAAUAUCAAAACUUGUCUUCAAAUCAGACUUUGACAAGUUGAAGGGCAAGAGCACAACCUUGGCCAUGGAAGACCUUCUUUCCCAGGGCUGGGCUUCAUGCCAGAAGGUGGCAAACAAAGCCCUGGGUGAAAUGAGCUUUGGUAAGUUUUGUGUGCGGCUUGUCCUGCAUGCAUUGCAGAAAGAGAAGUUUGAGAAGUUUAGCAGAGAUGGACUGUCCUUUGAUUCAUUCCAAGCUAUUGUAGAAGAGCUUUCUGUUGACCUUGAAGGGGGUGAACAUGUGCCAAGCUCAAGUGUUGCAGCUGUCAAAGCGACUGAUGCUGACAAAGUAAAGGAUUUGCUCAAAGCAAGCCCAGAUGAAGUAGCUAUGUUGCAGAACAGCCACAUCAGUGUUGGAAAGAACUACAUGCACAAGGACUACAAGGAGCAGGUAUUUGCAUUGGAGGGCAUCAAGGAUGGUUGUGGUGUCUUCAAGCAUGUUCCAUUGUUUGGUGAGACUCUUGAAGUUGUGGCCAGCGUGGAAGAGCUGAAGGAUUGGAAGAGCACUAAGAAAGAAAUGUGCCAGCUUUGCCCCAGAGAUGUUAUCAAGGAUCGACUUCCUGAGGCUUGCCCACUAGUUUUGGAUGAGUGGGACAAAAUGUGUGCAAGCUAUUUGUUGGCAGAGGCUUACAAAGAGAACAACAAGGCAAAUGUGGACAUGGUGGCAUUCACAAAGUUUCCCAAUGGCUUGCUUGCCUUGAGGAAGCUCAAGGUGAAAGAGCUGCAGCUUUACCCUGUGGGAACUUUGGCAAAGGUCAAGGACCAACACAAGACAGAUGACCUCUUAGCAAAGGGUGCAAUCCUGGUCAAAUUCAAGGGGGUAGCCUACCAGGUGCAAGGCUUCAAGGCCUACAACCCCAUCAAGAGUGAAGAGGCAGGAGUUGUGUGUGCAUACUUCUAUGUCAAGGCCACUGAAGAUGAGCAGGAAGCCAACCUUCAGGUCAUUUGGAAGACCUACAAAGAUCUAAUCAUUCCAGUCUUGGAGAACCCCAAGCAGGUUGCAGAGCAGACACCCCUGCUCAAGGGGAAAGAUGUUUCUGCCACACCACCUGCCAAGAAGGACCCUUCGAUGCCUGAUGAUGCUCUAGUUGCAGAUGUGACCAGACUCUUGCAGAGUCAUUUUACACAGCAGGAGCAGGAUAUGAGUGCCUUGGACUACAUGGUGCAGCUCAAGCAGGAAGCAGACUCUGGGAGUGGCCUGGAGAAGAAAGAUGAACAACCUGGUGAACCAGUGAGUGAGCAUGAGUUCACCAAUGCUCCUUGGCACAUGCCUUCCAGCACUCCUGUGCAAAGUUCUCCUCUUCCAAAAGCUCGACCAGUUGGGACCACUGAACACACAGUGCAAAAGAAGGAGGUGGCUGAAGAGAGUGAGACAGCCAACAAAUCUGUGUCGCACAACAGCAAGACCCAAGGAAUGGCAGCAACAAGUGAUGCCACACAAGGGACUGAGGAGUCCAAGAACCAGAAAGACUACACUACAGUUAGUCCAGACCAGGUGCCACUACAGCAGGAGCAGGGCAGUCAACCUUGUGGAAGUCGACCUAAAUUGAUUUCCUCUCCACAAGACAUGUGGAAGCAGCUCUAUGGUGAUGGUGGCAUACUUACCAAGCAGGAACCAAAGAAUCAGAAGAAUGAUGAAGUUCGAGCAUGGAAUGGAUGGGCUAUGAAGAUGGGGCUUCUUCUACUGGCCUGGUGUAAUCAUGAGAGCCCAAGAGCUAAGAAGAUGUUGUCAACAUAUUGUCAGAACAAGAAGAUGAAGCUCAUCAUGGCAGCCAUCAAGGAGAAGGUUGAGAUGCAUGGCUGGCCAGAUUGGACUGAUCCUGGCCCACAUGAAUGA
Molecule: messenger RNA, 2826 nt
Organism: Durusdinium trenchii
Lineage: Eukaryota; Dinophyceae; Suessiales; Symbiodiniaceae
Source: the annotation of a GenBank genome assembly